Molecule: messenger RNA, 1335 nt
Organism: Drosophila biarmipes
Lineage: Eukaryota; Metazoa; Arthropoda; Insecta; Diptera; Drosophilidae
Exons: 2
Coding region: 113-1240 (375 amino acids)
Source: RefSeq, a predicted model, not a curated record
UUAUUUGUCGUUUACAAGGGAAUGUCCACUAGAAAACCAACAAGUUGACACUCAAAAGCACACCAAUAAAAUAUAUCACUCUUUUGUUAAUAAUCACUAAAACCCAUAAACAAUGAAAAAGUCGCAGGAAGAGCUGAACAAAGUACCCAACGUCACGGGCAUCGAGCCGCCCACCAAUUCAGUGAUGCAAGGUAAAAGUAAGAGGAAGGAGUUCACUCCGUUUGCAAGGAUAAACAGACUGAAGUUCAAGUCGAGGGAAGCGUUACCAAUCUCUACCAGGGACUACGGGCUAAUGCGGUCUACGAAUAAGUCAUCGACUCCAUUUCCUCGUGCCGACCAGGGUGUGGAUGCCAAUUUACUAAAGGCUCGCCUCAAUAUGCGUCGGGAUUACCAGAACCGACGACCUGAUCCAUUCUCCAAGCUACCCAAAAGGACAGACAGUCCCAGUAUCAGCGACGCGGAGUCCCAUGAUUAUGAUCAGUUAUCCAUGCGCCAAGCCUCAAGGCCUUCGGUCAGCGUUUUUCGUCGCCAGUCGCUCACCAAGGAUAAUUACAAGGAAAUACUGUCCCUCGGCACCCCGCAUCCCAAAAAGGGCGUGGCCCUAAAUGCCAAGAUGCUGACCAGGCGACUGACCGACAUAAAUGGUCAGCUUAAGUUGCAGCAAGUGCCUAGCCAACAGUCACCUCCAAGUCCACCUCAUCGAAGUCAGAGGCCGAGGAAAAAGAAGGUCCUAAUGUCGGGAAACGCCGAAAGUCUGUCCUUGAUGAUCCCCACCAAGGACUCGCCGGUUGGGGAGCUGGUCAGUCAGAGCUUGAGCCGGCGGUUGACCCAAAUGGACUACGAUGCCUCGCAAAGCUCGUUCAGCGGGGAGUUCCAGGAGCCGGAGCUGAGUUUUGCGGAGCGGCGGAGGCUGUUUCACGAGGGCGAGUUCACCAUCGCAAAAUACGGCCGGAAAAUGAGUGACGUGAUGAUGGCGGCCCCGGAGGCGACCGAAGAAGUGCUCGACAAUAGCAUGCAGUUCGCCCAAAGGGCCAAGGAGGAGCUCGAGACCUACAUGAAGUCGCAGGGUCUGAUCAAGAUCUCCAACGACCAGGUCACCAUGACCCGCAACAUGCUCCGUGGGUCAGUGCGAGCAAGCCCAACGGGAUCGUCGGAGCUUCCUUGGGAGAGACGUUUUAAAAGCAAGUCAGAUAAAUCUGUCGAGCCCGUAGGCCAAACUGAUUCGAUGUAUCUUGGCUAGCAGGAUUACCGGGGGAUGCUAUUCGAGAUGCUUUGGAGCAUGUAUUGUGAAAAAUUUUGGUCAACUUCAUUCACUCAAUACAUAUUUUAAGCUCA